UGCCUAGAUGGGAUUGACUAUGAGGACUUCAAUUUUAGUUCCCACAUGGUGGAGCAGAAGGAGCCCCUGAUGGAGACCGCGGAAGGUCCCUACCUUGUCAUCAUCGAGCAGCCAAAGCAGCGAGGGUUCCGGUUUCGCGAGAAAGGGCGCAAGACCUAUCCCACCGUCAAGAUCUGCAACUACACAGGGAUGGCCCGGAUCGAGGUGGACCUGGUGACGCACAGUGACCCUCCCCGUGUGCAUGCCCACAGCCUGGUGGGCAAGCAGUGUAACGAGGCCGGCAACUGCAUUGCGAUCGUGGGACCCAAGGACAUGACGGCUCAGUUCAGCAACCUGGGCGUGCUCCAUGUCACCAAGAAGAACAUGAUGGAGAUCAUGAAGGAAAAGCUGAAGAAACAGAAGAUGCGUAACAGGAGCCAUCUGCCGACAGAAGCAGAGCUGCGUGAGAUCGAGCUGGAGGCGAAGGAGCUGAAGAAGGUGAUGGACCUGAGCAUCGUGCGGUUGCGCUUCACCGCCUACCUCCGCGACAGCAACGGGAACUUCACGCUGGCCCUCCGGCCUGUCAUCUCAGACCCCAUCCAUGACAGCAAGUCCCCAGGAGCUUCUAACCUGAAGAUCUCGCGGAUGGAUAAGACGGCAGGCUCAGUGCGGGGAGGGGACGAGGUCUACUUGCUGUGUGAUAAAGUUCAGAAAGAUGACAUCGAGGUGCGUUUCUACGAGGAUGACGAGAACGGCUGGCAGGCCUUCGGGGACUUCUCCCCCACUGAUGUGCACAAGCAG
This is a messenger RNA of Fulmarus glacialis (Northern fulmar), 780 nucleotides long. Its product is annotated as nuclear factor NF-kappa-B p100 subunit-like. The record is from RefSeq and is a predicted model, not a curated record. The annotation marks the transcript as partial. Gene Ontology annotation, molecular function: DNA-binding transcription factor activity, RNA polymerase II-specific; RNA polymerase II cis-regulatory region sequence-specific DNA binding. Gene Ontology annotation, cellular component: cytoplasm. The transcript has 9 exons. Gene Ontology annotation, biological process: inflammatory response; innate immune response; response to cytokine. NCBI's taxonomy places the organism in Eukaryota, Metazoa, Chordata, Aves, Procellariiformes, Procellariidae.